AUGGUGUCGCGAGGUGAUCGUGUCCUGGCCUUUUGGACUCCCAUUGAUCCACCGUAUGAUCGGGAAGAGAAUCUUCAAACCACGCUAGUCAUCGAGGAUCGUAUGUCCACCGUCCGGGAGCCUCCAUUUGGUCCACCGUAUGACCGGAAGUUUGAGGACAGCUCACAUACGAUCCACUAUGCACUUUGCGUUCGGCAUCAUAACUGGUCGACACCCAUAAAAAUAGCGAGUACUAGCGAAGAUUCGAGGCUGCAGCAGCAAUUGACGAUGGCGAAAGAUGGAUUUAGUACGGAAUGUACGGGCGGCUCACAUACGGAACAGCCCCGUGAUGCGGCUCUGGAGUCUUCUGCAUUCUAUGGCAAACGACGGGGCUGCAAGACGUACCCGAGCGAAUACGGGGAGCAAGAGCCGUCUCAUCUCACGCCGAAACCGCCAUGA
Molecule: messenger RNA, 438 nt
Organism: Necator americanus (New World hookworm)
Lineage: Eukaryota; Metazoa; Nematoda; Chromadorea; Rhabditida; Ancylostomatidae
Exons: 4
Coding region: 1-438 (145 amino acids)
Source: RefSeq, a predicted model, not a curated record